UCCUUCCAACAACUUGAGCAAACCCCAGAAGAAAUUUCUUCAAACACUUGCCAUUGCAUCACUACUCUUGAUCAAGAAGCUAGCAAGAAGAGACGCAUCUUUUUAGUUGUAGAUUAUAAGGAAAAAAAAAUGGAAAGCAAUAAGGUGGUAGAAGAGAAUGAUCUCCAUCUCAAGGCAACCGAGCUUAGAUUGGGGUUGCCGGGAAGAGAUGAUAGCGAAGAAGAAUCAUUCUUUGGUGCUAGAAACAACAAGCGGCCGUUUCCCGAUGCAAGGAAUGAGUGUGGAUCAAAGGAUAGUUCUGAUGCUCCGGCUAAGGCAGCAAUUGUGGGAUGGCCACCAAUCCGAUCUUACCGGAAAAACAACCUGCAGCAGAAGAUCAAGGCGGAGGAUGAGGCUCAUGAGGCUGCUGGAAUUUACGUGAAAGUAAGCAUGGAUGGGGCUCCUUACCUAAGAAAGAUUGACCUAAAGACUUACAAGGGCUACCCAGAACUACUCAAGGCUUUGGAGAACUUGUUUAAAUUCACCAUUGGUGAGUACUCAGAAAGGGAAGGCUACAAGGGUUCUGAAUAUGCACCAACUUAUGAAGACAAAGAUGGUGACUGGAUGCUGGUUGGAGAUGUUCCAUGGGAUAUGUUCAUGUCAUCUUGCAAAAGGCUGAGAAUCAUGAGAGGAUCAGAAGCAAGAGGUUUGGGAUCAUGUGGAGUAUGAGAAACCCACAAGAUCAGCAGGACAAGCAACGAUUCUCUCUCUCAUUAAGAGCAGAACUCUCAGCUUGGAUUCUCGAAGAUUUGAAUUUGAAUUUUCGUCUGGUCAUGUUCUUGAGUCUUUGGCGCUCGACUGGGAAGCUGUAGACAGAAGAAAUUAACAUCUGGCAGCAACAACAUCAAUCUGUGCUCGUUUGUCCAUCUACGAUGCUAUUCUGUCGAGCCAAAACUGCAUGCAAGCAAAGACAUAUUUCUUUGAAAGAAGUUGUAUACAAAGUGACAUAUUGUCUAUUUAAGUUUGGUUUUGUAUUGUUAAAGUGGAUAUAUAUAAUCAU
Corylus avellana is the source of this 1039-nucleotide messenger RNA. RefSeq names its product auxin-induced protein 22D-like. Lineage: Eukaryota; Viridiplantae; Streptophyta; Magnoliopsida; Fagales; Betulaceae. The record is from RefSeq and is a predicted model, not a curated record. Gene Ontology annotation, biological process: regulation of DNA-templated transcription. Gene Ontology annotation, cellular component: nucleus.